AUGACUGUUAGUUUGGGUCUACAAUUAAUAUCAGUUUUUGUGGCAUUCAGUAGUCUUGAAAAUAAACAUCGAUUUACUGCUCGACCACAACCACCUAAAGCUGAAUAUGACUAUAUAGUUAUAGGUGCGGGAACUGCCGGUGCAACAGUGGCCGCCAGACUAAGUGAACUGUCCAAUGUUCAAGUAUUACUACUGGAGGCGGGCGGACCAGGAAAUAUAUUAGCGGAUUUACCGGCACUGGCAGAUGUUAUCCUCAAAAGUUGGAUGAUUUGGAACUAUACUAAUGAGAAACAAUCAGUUGGUAUCGGUUGGAAAAAUCAGGUCAUAUUAGAUGAAAAAGGCUAUGGACUGGGAGGUAGUUCAUCAGUAAACUCAUUGAUUUUCAAUAGAGGUAAUCCUAAAGAUUUUGAUGCCUGGGCUAACAAAUACGGUGCUACCGGUUGGGGUUGGGAUGAUGUUCACAAGUAUUUUAUGAAAUGGGAGAAUAAUACCGAUAGUGAACUGGUCAAAGCCAAUCCUAAUUGGCAUGGUACAAAUGGCCCUGUUCAGAUAAGUACAUGGACUAACCCUGAUCCUAUUUUUAAAAUUUUGCUAAAAGCACACAACGAGUUAGGCUACCCGACCACUGAUCUCAAUGGUCCCAAACAGCUUGGAGUGGCUUUAUCUCAAUCAUUUAUUAAUACUAGUGGUGUGCGAUCCAGUUCCUCAAACUCAUACCUUGAGGGCAAACGUCGGCCAAAUCUUGAUAUUAGUGUUCACUCGCGAGUAACUCGACUGCUCUUUAAUGGUCUUACGGCUACUGGUGUUCAAUAUGUUAAAAAUGGUGUCACAUAUGUUGCAAAAGUGAAAAAAGAGGUUAUUUUGAGCGCAGGUGCCAUAAAUACUCCACAACUGCUUAUGCUGUCAGGCAUAGGACCGGCAAAUCACUUGCGUAACCACUCUAUACCAGUGUUGGCCGAUUUACCGGUCGGUAUUGGUCUAAAAAAUCAUCCGCAAACUGGAUUCCGAUUGUUUAUAAAAAAUGAUUCAUUAGUGACAACCAGUCGACAAAAUAGUAUGAAUGCACUGACUGUUGCCAAUCUUGACCAAUGGUUUACUAACGGCUCGGGACCGUUAAGCCAAUUCUACACCACUAUUACCUAUUUGAAUAGUCGUAACAAUAAAGACAAAAAAUGGCCAAAUCUGGGAAUAGAUGGACAUCUAUUAACUCUAACCACUCCUGACGUCCAGAUAUGGUCGAACUCAUAUCAUGAUAUUAAAGGAUGGACACAAUAUCUGGAAAAGUACGCCAAUCGGUAUUAUAUUUUAUUUUGUGCUUUUCAUCAAUUGCCACGAAGUUAUGGUCGGGUAUACCUACGAUCCAGUAAUCCGUUUGACGCACCGGUAAUAGAUCCGAAACUACUGUCUCAUCCGAAAGAUAUGGACGAGUUUGUUGAGUCCAUAAGGUUUACACUAUUACUAGCCGAACGGUCAUCACUGACACAAUACUUAUUGCCAUUGCAUCCCAUUCCCGGUUGUAAGGCUUGUCCGCACACAUCAUAUCUACAUCGUUGCAAUUCAUACAUCAGAUGUCAUAUACGACAAGUGGCCUCAACUGUACACCACGACUCCUGUACCGUACGUAUGGGUGAUCCCCGUAGUAAUAACACAGUGUUGGACCCCCGGCUACGUGUUAAAGGUUUCAACAGAUUGCGAGUAUGCGACGCAUCAGUGUUUCCCAAUAUACCCAAUGCUAAUAUAAAUGCUGCCACUUUUAUGGUCGGCGAAAAGUGUGCCGAAAUGGUCAAAGAGGAUAAUUAUUAUUUAUAA
Molecule: messenger RNA, 1809 nt
Organism: Oppia nitens
Lineage: Eukaryota; Metazoa; Arthropoda; Arachnida; Sarcoptiformes; Oppiidae
Product: L-sorbose 1-dehydrogenase-like
Exons: 3
Coding region: 1-1809 (602 amino acids)
Molecular function (GO): flavin adenine dinucleotide binding; oxidoreductase activity, acting on CH-OH group of donors
Source: RefSeq, a predicted model, not a curated record